Molecule: messenger RNA, 1265 nt
Organism: Amoebophrya sp. A120
Lineage: Eukaryota; Dinophyceae; Syndiniales; Amoebophryaceae
Source: the annotation of a GenBank genome assembly
CCUCCUGGGUGCAGAGUGCGUCUAAGAACCAUAUGAAUACCAAUUAUACAGUACUCAGAGAAAAACUGUGAUACAGAAAAAAAUUUGAAAUUUUGACUCGAACCAACGGUGGGGAUGCGAGUAAAGUAAUUUGCAUUUGGAUGACAAAGCAUCCUCGCAAAGUUGUCAGCUAGGUGUCGUCUUCGGAAGACGAAAAGCGGCGCUGACGAUGACCGGGGCGGCGGCGGUACCUGUGCGUUUUGGCUGCGACAUGAUCCUCUGGUCCAACGCCGCGGUGAGUUUUUGCUUAGUAAAAUCAUUGACGUAGCUACCGCAAAAUACUAUAGAUAAUAUCAUACGGAAUGCGCUAUUUUGAACUAGUUAAAGCGUAGAAUAUAGCUACUAAUCUGCCUGAAAUGCAACUAUUCUAGCUCCUAACUAAGGGAGUCGGUUUAGAUAGUCCCAAGCAGCUGGUGGCGUCGAAUAUCGGCAUCAGAUCUGGAGCCAGCACCGUCCUAUAGCAGCCCCUUAGUGCCCAUGUUGCACCAUCUAUGGUGCAACAAGGGCACUUCCUACCCUAGUACCGACCUGUAUACGCGAAUAUGCAGCAUUUUUGGGCUUCCGAUGCCUCCUCAUCCGGCUAGUUGAAAACUCCCUUAGUUGCGUGCUAAAAUAGUUGCAUUUCAGGCAUUUAUCUAUUGCUAAACUACUUUAGCCAGCUAGCUAGUUAACCUAUUAUCAAAAUCAAUGAAAUGCAUUCUAAAAUCAUAGAAGCAAGGUCAUCUAGAAGCGACCACGCCGGCUCCGCGCAGUGGUCCCGGAAUCUAAGCCACCACCUGCCGCGGCUGCUAUCGCUGCAGCCGGAAAACGACCACACUCAUCACCUUGACCACCUACUUACCUGUUCUCGGCGCCACUUGCGGCAUAUCUGCAACUGCAAGUUGUGUCAGUAGCCGCGCCCAAAUGCUGCUCUUUUCGGCGACACAAAAUUUCAAAUUUUUUUCUGUAUCACAGUUUUUCCCUGAGUAUACAGCAUCGCCACCUGCUUUGAGUACUAAUGCGGUGUCUGCAGCAGUCGAAGGGAGCGAGGAGAAAGAGCGGUCACGGCCCCUAACGCCGGUUGACACGCAGGUAAUUGUUGUUGGUGCCAAGAUGGCCCACAAGAACGGUGGCGCAAGCUGCACCGUUACUUCGGCGGAAAGCGUAGAUACUACGACCGAAAAGAAAACUACUGCCCCAAGAACAGGGGUAGAGCAGUCAGAGGACUUUACGUCGAAAGAACCGCA